AAUUUUAUACUCGAUGUGAGUUAACCUAUCAUGGUAUAACGCCUUAUGAUAUUUGAGUCAGCCGUUUGGUGUCAGAUUUCUUGGUUUUGAAUAGUUCAAUAAAUAAAUACUGCUUAUUUCAGACAAAAACAACUAAAACAAUUUACAAUGCAGAACCCAAAUGAGGAUACAGAAUGGAACGAUGUGCUGCGCGCGAAGGGUAUUAUUCCACAAAAAGAGAAGGAAGUUACAGAAGAUGACAUCGUUAAUAUGAUUGAACAGACGAUACAGCAAAAACAGCAGGAAAAGGAUAAGCAGUUAUCAGAACUAGACCUAGACGGGCUAGAUGAGCUAGAGGACUCUGAAGAUGAAGCAGUAUUAGAAGAAUACAGAAGGAAGCGCAUCGCUGAGCUGAAACGGUUAGCAGAGAAACCAAAGUUUGGAGAUGUACGGGAGGUCUCAGGGCAGGACUAUGUGCAGGAGGUCAACAAGGCCGGGGAAGGCAUUUGGGUGGUCAUCCACUUAUACAAGCAGGGUAUCCAGCAGUGUGCCCUCCUAAACCAGCACCUCAGAGAGCUAGCAGCCAAGUACCCAUACACAAAGUUCCUGAAAGCAAUAGCGCAGACAUGCAUCCCCAACUUCCCUGAGCGGAACCUGCCCAGCGUGUUUGUGUACUUUGAGGGGGACAUGAAAAAACAGUUUGUGGGGCCACAUGAGCUAAGAGGCACUGGGAUCACAUGUGAUGAACUGGAAUACAUUCUUGGGCAAGUAGGAGCCGUGGACACCAAAAUCAAAGAAGACCCUCGGCCUAAGAUCAAAGACAAGUUGUUCCAAGACCUGGGCUCAAAUGACUGGUGAUCAAAGUGCUAGUGUAGUGGACUCUUCAGUAUUUUAAGCUUGGGAGUGCGGGUUCGAUUCUGUGCUUGAUAUUAAUUUAUUUUAUAUAUUUUUGAUUGAAAGUUGGCACAAACAUCACUAGUUAAUGUUACGUUUGUAUAAAGAAUUUUGUAUAAUGAGAUUUUAUAAAGUAAAUAUUAUUUAUAAUUUAAAUAAAUAAAAACAAUGAAAUGUA
Messenger RNA from Cydia strobilella, 1051 nucleotides. It is a transcript of the gene viaf, whose product is annotated as viral IAP-associated factor homolog. Gene Ontology annotation, cellular component: cytoplasm. NCBI's taxonomy places the organism in Eukaryota, Metazoa, Arthropoda, Insecta, Lepidoptera, Tortricidae. The transcript has 5 exons. Gene Ontology annotation, biological process: protein folding. The record is from RefSeq and is a predicted model, not a curated record. Bases 148 to 837 code for a protein of 229 amino acids.